This is a messenger RNA of Lachancea nothofagi CBS 11611, 477 nucleotides long. Lineage: Eukaryota; Fungi; Ascomycota; Saccharomycetes; Saccharomycetales; Saccharomycetaceae. The record is from the annotation of a GenBank genome assembly.
AUGUCUUUCACUGCUUUACUGAAACUAGGCAGGGGGCUUCGCACUUCACUAUCGGUACUUCCAAGCCUGAAGUUGACAUGGGAAACGAGCCUUAGUCCUCAGGCUAGUAGUACUCGCAUAUUCCAAAAGCUUCUUGAUAAGGGAAAUGAACAGCAAAUUGACGAUUUACUCACGGACAAUGGAAUUCUUUUAGCGGUUCCAAAAAAAAAGGUUUCACACCAGAAGAAGAGGCAAAAGUUGUAUGGGCCUGGCAGAAAACAGCUUCAGAUGAUUCACCACCUCAACCGGUGCCCGUCUUGUGGUCAUUUCAAAAGAGCGAACACUCUGUGCAUGCAUUGUGUAGGUGAAAUUCGCCAUAUCUGGAAGGCGCACACUGUGAAGGAAACCUCGCAGCCAAUACAAGAGCUGGAGUUGUCAGAGUUAGACAAGAGAGUUCUUUACCCGGGAAAAAAGGAGACAGAAUAUACUAAAAAUUGA